Felis catus (domestic cat) is the source of this 4199-nucleotide messenger RNA. RefSeq names its product RAN binding protein 17 (gene RANBP17). Bases 534 to 3872 code for a protein of 1112 amino acids. The record is from RefSeq and is a predicted model, not a curated record. Gene Ontology annotation, cellular component: cytoplasm; nuclear pore. The transcript has 29 exons. Gene Ontology annotation, molecular function: nuclear export signal receptor activity; small GTPase binding. NCBI's taxonomy places the organism in Eukaryota, Metazoa, Chordata, Mammalia, Carnivora, Felidae. Gene Ontology annotation, biological process: protein export from nucleus.
GAUGCUGAGGACCUGAGGCGCGGGAGCCCGAACUCGUUGCUCGGGGCGCGGCGCGAAGGGCGGCUCUGGCGGCGCCCAGGCAGGUGGGGAGCCCGGCCGGGCCGGGCCAGCCUUCCCACCGCGUCGCUGGCCGCCGCUCAAUCGCCUGACUUCACACGGUUGGGACGCAGCUCGCGAAGGGGCUGGGGUUCGCCGCAGGAGCGGCGGCAGCGGUUGGAUUUUAAUUGGCUAGAGCGGGCAGGAGCUGUAUCUGUAGGGAGUUGCGAAGGAGUGCUUCGCGGGAGCCUUAUUGGAGGAGGAAACGGGGACUGCGUGCCCGAGGAGCGUGGAGAUGAUAAGGACCGGACGCGUGCUUGAGUAGGAAGGCUCCCGUAUUCUCGGGCUGCACUGGCAUAUGCAUCCAGUUAUUCAUUCAACAAACAUAGAGCUUCCCAACCGUGUCUCCAAGCACUGUGCACAGUUCUGGGAUAAAGCAUCUUACCAUCCCUGCCCUCAUAGAAUUUACAGAUAAUUACUGUCCAUGUGAAAAUGAUAUGAGUUUGGCUGAAUUGGAAGUGUUAUGUACUCACCUCUACAUAGGGACUGAUCUUACGCAAAGAAUAGAGGCUGAGAAAGCACUCCUGGAACUUAUUGACAGCCCAGAAUGUCUCAGCAAGUGUCAACUUUUAUUAGAACAAGGAACAACAUCCUAUGCUCAGCUCCUCGCAGCAACAUGUCUUUCAAAACUUGUUAGCCGAGUCAGUCCUUUGCCAGUUGAACAGAGGGUAGAUAUCAAAUAUUUUCUUACAGGAAACUACAUUCUUAAUUAUGUGGCAUCACAACCCAAGCUGGUGCCCUUUGUUAUCCAAGCUCUAAUUCAAGUCAUUGCUAAAAUCACCAAAUUGGGAUGGUUUGAGGUUCAGAAAGACCAGUUUGUCUUCAGAGAAAUUAUUGCUGAUGUGAAGAAGUUCCUUCAGGGUACUGUGGAGCACUGCAUAAUAGGAGUAAUUAUCCUUUCAGAGCUGACUCAGGAAAUGAACCUGGUUGAUUAUUCUAGACCUUCAGCAAAACACAGAAAAAUAGCUACCUCAUUUCGUGACACUUCUCUCAAAGACAUUUUAGUGCUAGCAUGCUCUCUUUUAAAAGAGGUGUUGGCCAAACCUUUAAAUCUUCAGGAUCAAGGUCAACAAAAUCUAGUAAUGCAGGUCUUGAAACUGGUCCUCAACUGCCUUAACUUUGACUUCAUUGGCAGUUCAGCAGACGAAUCUGCCGAUGAUCUUUGCACAGUGCAGAUUCCAACAACCUGGAGAACAAUUUUCCUGGAACCAGAAACAUUGGAUCUUUUCUUCAAUUUGUAUCAUUCACUUCCACCACUACUAUCUCAAUUAGCACUUUCAUGUUUAGUUCAGUUUGCUUCUACAAGAAGGUCCUUAUUUAGCAGUCCUGAACGUGCCAAGUACCUUGGUAAUUUAAUUAAGGGAGUAAAAAGGAUACUUGAAAACCCUCAGGGUUUGUCUGAUCCAGGUAAUUAUCAUGAAUUUUGCCGAUUUUUGGCUCGUUUAAAGACAAAUUAUCAGCUGGGAGAAUUAGUUAUGGUGAAGGAAUAUCCUGAAGUUAUCAGAUUGAUUGCUAACUUUACCAUUACUAGCCUGCAGCAUUGGGAAUUUGCUCCCAACAGUGUUCAUUAUUUAUUAACUCUGUGGCAAAGGAUGGUAGCAUCAGUUCCUUUUGUGAAAUCAACUGAGCCCCACUUAUUAGACACUUAUGCACCAGAAAUCACGAAGGCCUUUAUCACUUCUCGCUUGGAAUCUGUUGCCAUAGUUGUGAGAGAUAAUUUAGAUGAUCCACUGGAUGACACUGCUACUGUGUUUCAGCAGCUCGAACAGUUGUGCACUGUCAGCAGAUGUGAAUAUGAAAAGACGUGCACUCUUCUUGUACAGUUGUUUGACCAAAAUGCGCAGAAUUACCAAAAGCUUCUUCAUUCAGCUUCUGGGAUAACUGUGGACAUGGCAAUUCAGGAAGGACGUCUUGCAUGGCUGGUAUACUUAGUUGGGACAGUUGUUGGAGGAAGGUUAACCUAUACCAGUACAGAUGAACAUGAUGCUAUGGAUGGAGAAUUAUCCUGUCGAGUUUUUCAGCUUAUAUCUUUAAUGGAUACCGGAUUACCUCAGUGUUCUAAUGAGAAAAUAGAGCUUGCAAUUCUGUGGUUCUUGGAUCAGUUUCGUAAAACAUAUGUUGGUGAUCAACUUCAAAGAACCUCAAAGGUUGUACGCCUGAGGAGUGAUGUGUCCCGAGUUCCAGAGAAGGCUUGGAAAUUAGUCAAGGUAUAUGCCCGUAUGUCAGAAGUUUUAGGAAUAACAGAUGACAACCAUGUUCUAGAAACAUUCAUGACGAAAAUCGUUACAAAUCUUAAAUACUGGGGAAGAUGUGAGCCUGUGAUUUCAAGGACUCUUCAGUUCCUAAAUGAUCUUUCUGUUGGCUAUAUCCUUUUAAAAAAACUUGUGAAGAUAGAUGCUGUGAAAUUCAUGCUAAAAAACCACACGAGUGAACACUUCCCCUUCCUUGGCAUCAGUGACAGUUACAGUCUCAGUGACUUCAGGUGCCGAACAACCUUCUACACGGCCCUCACUCGCCUUCUGAUGGUAGACCUAGGCGAAGAUGAAGACGAAUUUGAGAAUUUCAUGCUGCCUCUUACAGUCUCUUUUGAAACGGUAUUACAAAUAUUCAACAACAACUUUAAACAAGAAGAUGUAAAGCGUAUGUUGAUCGGGCUGGCAAGAGAUCUUCGAGGGAUUGCCUUUGCACUGAACACAAAGACCAGCUACACCAUGCUGUUUGACUGGAUGCUUUAUAAAAGGUACCCAACGUAUCUUCCCAUUCUUCAGAGGACUAUCGAACGGUGGUAUGGAGAGCCAGCAUGCACAACUCCCAUUCUGAAACUUAUGGCAGAACUGAUGCAAAACAGAUCCCAGCGUUUGAAUUUUGACGUAUCAUCUCCUAAUGGAAUUCUUCUCUUCAGAGAAGCUAGUAAAAUGAUUUGCACUUAUGGUAAUCAGAUCCUGUCCCUUGGGAGCCUCUCAAAAGAUCAGAUUUAUCCAAUGAAACUCAAGGGCAUCUCCAUCUGCUAUUCAGCUCUGAAAUCUGCCUUGUGUGGAAAUUAUGUCAGCUUUGGCGUCUUCAAGUUGUAUGGGGACAACCAUUUUGACAAUGUACUCCAGGCCUUUGUCAAAAUGCUGCUGUCAGUGUCCCACAGUGACUUGCUACAAUAUCGGAAACUGAGCCAGUCUUAUUAUCCACUCCUGGAGUGUCUCACCCAGGACCACAUGAGCUUCAUCACCAACUUAGAGCCUCCUGUACUGCUGUAUGUUCUCACAUCUAUCUCCGAGGGACUCACUACUCUUGAUACAGUUGUCUCCUCCAGCUGCUGUACCAGUUUAGACUACAUCGUCACCUACCUCUUCAAGCACAUAGCAAAAGAGGGCAAGAAGCCACUUCGAUGCAGAGAGGCCACCCAGGCCGGUCAGAGACUCUUACAUUUUAUGCAGCAAAAUCCAGAUGUCCUACAGCAGAUGAUGUCUGUCCUCAUGAACACCAUUGUCUUUGAAGACUGUCGGAACCAGUGGUCAGUAUCCAGGCCUCUCCUGGGGCUCAUCCUGCUAAACGAGAAGUAUUUCAGCGAACUGAGGGCAAGCCUGAUCAACAGCCAGCCUCUCCCCAAGCAGGAGGUCCUGGCCCAGUGCUUCAGGAACCUGAUGGAAGGCGUGGAACAGAGCCUGUCCACCAAGAACAGAGACAGGUUCACCCAGAACCUAUCCGUCUUCAGAAGAGAUGUGUCAGAGGCCCUGCGGACUGAUGGCAGCACCGAGCCGUGCAGUCUGGAUAUGAUGAGCUGACCGCCUUCCCUGACCAUGUGCCGAGCAGCCUUUACCAAGAGACUCUUGUGGGUCCGGAUCCCAGGACAGCAAUGUCGGCUAGCCCAGGAGAAUCUAUUUUUCAAAACAAACAACAACAAAAACCCUACCUUUUAUAAGUCUGGCCUAAUUAUAAGAAUUUAUAACAGUGCACAAACAAUGUAAAUUCAGUCUUUACAUUGAAAAAAAGCAAAAGAUGUGUUUUCAGUCUUUCUAAAAAAUAGCAUUAUCUUUGUUCUUACAAAUGCUCCGAAAGGGUGUAGAAACAAUAUUUAACCAAAGAACUUAAUAAACCAGGUUUGAACUUAA